GCGCUCGGGGCGGCGCUGAGGGACGGGACCGGGACCGGGACUGUCACCGUCACCGUCACCGUCGGGCUGGCACAACUGCACCGGCCCCGCCUGGGCCCCGGCGGCCGUGAAAGCCACCAUUCGUGCCCCCCGUGCGGGCGGCCGGAGCGAGUGCAGGGAGCUGGGUGCUGGGACGCUUCGCAUCGGCCUGCGGACUGCAAGGGCCCCCCGGCCCGCCAGCUGCCGCUGCGACUGUUUUUGGACCUGAGGGAUGGACUUCUCAGUGGUUACUGUUGGCCACGUGCAAAAUGUGCUUUCAGCUAUGCAGAAGAACUUGGAGUGCCCCAUAUGCUUGGAUGUGGUGCAAGAGCCAGUUUCAACAAAAUGUGAUCACAUAUUCUGCAGGUUCUGCAUGUUCAAACUUCUCAGCAAAAAGAAAAAAGGUGUGAUACAGUGUCCUCUGUGUAAGACUGAAGUUACCAAGAGAAGCCUGAAAGAAAAUUCCAGAUUUAAGCAACUAAUUGAAGGAUUGUUGGAAACUAUCCAUGCUUUUGAGCUUGACACUGGAGUGAAGUUUUUAAAGAGUCACCACAUUCAUAAAACACCCACAGAAGCCACUGCUGCUGAGCUCCUGUGUAAAGAAAGUUCUGUCAUUCAAAGUAAGGGCUUCAGAAACAGGAGAAAAAGUGCUAAAGAAAAUGGGCAAGAAAACACCACCUUGCAGGAAACUACUGGGAAUACUCAGCUUACAGAUACCAGGGCCAAAAGGUGUCACCUCAGAAACAACCCCCAGAAAUGUGGCUCUCAGAAAGGGGUUUAUGUGGAGCUGGGUUCUGAAUCAUCUGAAGAGUUUUUUAAACAGGCAAGCAAAACUGGGUUUGAAGACAAAGCUGCAGUUCAGAUUUCUUCUCAAGAAAAGCUAGAAGAACCUGAGAGUGUUGAGAAGGGGAAUGAAAAUUCCUGCAAUGCACGACCUGACAAGCUGUGUGCCAAAGAAAUAACACUACCAAAUGUCAUAGGUGAAAGUGAUUUCUCGAAGGAAGGCUUGAGCAAGAAAAGCACUCAGAGCAUCACUGAAUGUGCCAAACCUGACCAAGUGAAUAUGACUGAAUGCCAGAGUUCUCCCUUAAAUGUUCUUGCUGCAGAUCUACCUCCAGAGCAGUGUGACAGAGUAGGUAAUUCCAGUCCCACAGUGAACAGGGGCACAUCAUUCUUCAAGAACACAGAAGAAACGGAUGAAGAGCAGACUCAGUACAAGAGUAAAAACAAAGAGUUUGACUUAAAAGGUAGUUCAGGGAGCAGGCUGGAUAAAAGCGAGGAAAUGGAUACUGGUUUACAAAGUGAGGAAGCUGUGGAGGUGUGUGAACCUGAGAAUGACUCUUUCCAUGGCAAAGAACUUCCUCAGGAGAAGCUACUUCAGCCAGAGAAGACACUUCCCUCUGCCACCUUGGAUCGAGUCUCCAGGAAGAGACUGAAGCGAAGCAUUCGGAAAGUCAAUGAAUGGUUUUCAAAAAGCAACAAGAUUCUGUCUUCCAGUUCUUCCCCGGAUGAUUCUGCUGGAGGAACUGAUGUUUCAGGUGAGGGAGAUGCAUGUUCAUCAGAUAAAGAAUCCUGUAUUUCAGAAAAUACUGACCCUGUGGUAGAUUCCAUGGAAAUUGCAGUGGUUGAAAGAAACAAGAGAUGGUCAAAGCAAACAGCAGAUAGCAUCAAAGACAAAAUAUUUGGAAAAACCUACAGAAGAGAGAGGAAAUCAAAUCGCCCUUCUACCUCCAGAGACAUUUUAUCUACUACAAAAAAGAAAGAUGUGGCUGCUGAUAAGUGCUUGAACAAUUCCAGCAGAGACAGACCCAAAAGAAAAAGGAAGACUGCCUGUGUCCUGCAACCUGAGGAUUUCAUCAAGAAAAAAGAUACAGAAGAGGCAGAUGGAGGCCCUCAAAGUGUGAGCAGAUGCCUUGGAGAUGCUGGAAAGAAAAGAUGUGAUGGAAGUGUUGCUGUUAAUGAGAGUCACCUCUCUCAGAAUAGAGUGGAUAAUACACUAACAGAACAUGAAGAAGGAGGAGGGGCCAGAUGGAAAAAAGCUACUGAAAAGGUGACUGGCAAGCAGUGUGAUGAGGAGCUAAAAAUGUGUGUCAGUGAUCAGAAAAGCACUAAAAAAAGUUCUGCAGCAAAAAGAUGCAGGCGUUCCACUAGAACCAUGUGUGCUCUACAGUUAGCAGUGGAUAGAAACUCUGUUUCCCCUGAUCCAACUGAGCCCCAGAUUGAUAGCUAUCCAAGCAGUGGAGAGCCCAGGAGAGCUGAUUCUGAGCAAAACCAAGUGAGGCGCAGCAGGAGGCUUCAGUUACUUUCUGAAGAAAUGAAAGAAAUGACAAAAGAAACAGGAAAAGGAGUAAUAGCAAAGGGAGCACGAAAGAAUGGCAGUGAUGGUGGAGGAGCUGUCUUUGGAGACCAAAAGAAUGUGGCAACUCAGGCAGCUGAAUGCAAAGACCUGCGUGAGCCUCAGGAUAUGUUGAGCUCUGCGGGAGUCACUAAUCUGAAGGGAGGUGAUCUGGAAGCAAAUGAAAUGCAGGUUAGUCUAAAGAGUUUAUCUGACACUGCAGAAACUGGAAAAAGUCUCUUCAAUCCUGCAUCUUCGUGUCAGCCUCCAAACUGUGGUUCCUUUACACCUUAUGCAGGUUCUCAAGACAGUGAAAUACAAGGUAGCCCUCUCCUCCUGCAGCCUCCUUCAGUGCCUGCUGUGCAAACUGCUUCCCAUCAGACUGAAGAGGUGACUGAAUCACUUACUGCCUUUCCACAGGAAUGUGGGCAUGAUUCACAAAGUGUUCCAGGGGACUUCAGAACUGAGAAGUUGCCCGUGGCUAAAACUGUUUCGGAAUCGACCAAGGAAGCAGAAGACAGUGAAUUAGACACACAGUACCUGCGAAAUAUAUUUAGGCAUUCGAAACGCUUGUCCUUCAGCCUUUUUGGGGCUCCCAGGCAGACCUGUGCAGUAGAAGAUCCUGGUUCUGAAACUUUAAAUCCAUCACGUGCUGCUCAGGUAGAAAAGAAGUAUAGCAAACAUUUACAACCAGAAAACUUGCAAGAAGAGAGAGCAGCUGCUGAAAGCUUGAGAAGGGUUUGUGAGAAAGAGAAGCUUGAGGUCUGUGAGUCUGCCUGUGUUGAUGAUGUGACUUGCACAGGAGAACACAGCCAUGCUGUUCCACAGGCUGCAAAGGAAGGGACUCUGACAUCAGUGAGAACAGAGACUGCUGGGACUGAGGCCAAAAACCAAUCACUAAAAGGACAGCAGGGCAAUGAAAAGCCUGUGUCAACUGCCAUAGGGAUAGAAAGUGAGUUGAGACAGAGUCCAAUCAGAAGUAAUAGAAGCCAAAGUGAUCAGAGUGACAUAGAAGAGCAUGAUUCCAAACAAACCAAUGAGAUAGGCUUCACUUCAGAAAGCAGUCUGGAAGGAAAGACCAAAGUUGUUGAUGACAAAGAACCAGUUCUACAUUUUCUAUCCGGAUCGAUGAUUUGUCCUGCAGGUUCUCAGCAAGGUCCUGCUGAAUUCAUUAGGAAAAAAAGUAGCAAAAGCGAAGGAAAACUAAUAAAGGGGGAUGAAGAACAAGCAACCCAAAGUGGUAGCACAGCAAUGGCUGAGGGUGUAGUUGCAGAGGCUCUUAGAGGGAACAGUGAUUUUACAGGUUUGUCUGAAACCCCUGAUGGCUUACUGGGCUCUGAUGCUGAUAUUGAAGAGAACACCAGCUUUUGUGAAACUGAUAGGAGAGAGAAAUCUGCGGUGUUUGCAAAAGGAAGCAACAAUGCCCUGGGAAAAGAACCUCACAGCAGAAAUGUUGGUUCUAAGCCAAGAUCUCGAGGUAUUCAAAAGUCUCGAAGACGAGCACGGAAACUGCCAUCUUCGGACGAAGAAUCCUGUGAGGAUGAAGACCUGCCAUGUUUUCAGACAUUAGUACUUGGCAAAUCAGUAAGCACACCUCUGCAGACUGAUAAACAAGUGACACCUGUGGUAGAGUCUUCAACUAGUCCCAACACGUCGCCUCACAGUGGAAGUAAUGGUGACAAUAUUAUGCAGAAAAUUCCCGAAGUUGCCCAAGGCAAUGUGUGUGUUUCACCAAGCCAGGAGUCAGAAUGCUCUGUCAACUUAUUUUCUUCCCAGUCCAUGUCUGAAGAAUCAGUUAAUGGAGCACAAGAGCUGGAGAAACUUUUGCUGCAAGUUGAUGAAUCCAAACAAGUGACCGGCGUGAAUGAGAGCAAGGAAACUUUUCAGAGUUGUAAUGGAAGGCUGAAGAGGACCAAAACUGGCUUCAAAGAUGAAUACCAAGAAGACCCAAACAUGGGAGCAAACCUAGGUACAAACCAAGAUUUUCAUCUUUGCAGCUGUGUUUGUAAUGUCAUUACACACGGGUUUGCUGAUGUUGGCACUCCUGUGUCUCCUUUGCAGCAAAAGAAUGCUAUGCAAAAUAGCCUGAAAAAACUUCAGCAAGAAAUGGCUGUGCUUGAAGCAGCACUGAAGCAACAGGGAAGUCAGGCCUGUGAAUUUUUGCCUCUCCACAGUGAACUGCCACAUCCCAGUAGUGAAAGAACAUUGGAAAUGGAACAAAUGAGACAAGAUAAAGAAAGGUCUCCAGAAUUGUUGCUCCCAUCUUCUGAAUCCUGUUUGUUAAAGAGACCAGAUCUGGAGAAAGGCCUUGAGUGUGACAAUGUUCUAAAGAACAAAGCUCCUUGUGAAAAGACAAAACCUGUGCAGGAGGCAGUGCAAGAACACAGGCAGUGUCAGCUUGAAACAGAAAAUGCAGAGGAGCAGAAAUCUGGGACCAGGCAAAACAGUGCAUCUGUCUCAUCAAAUCCCUCUGGAAAUGUGAUCAAGAAUCCAAAUAACUCUUCCUCCUCUACAAGGCUUCUUAACCCUCCAACUCCUGAAGCCACAAAUGGGUCUGUUGUAGCUCAGAACACUAAUAAAAGCUGUGGUCCAGGACACAGAUUGAAGAAAAGUGGCUGUUUUCCUGUACCUGUCCUGCACAAUGCAGCUGGGAAAGAAAAUGCUCCAAGUCCAGUUGUGACAAAGAGGAAAGAAAUGUCAAUUGUGGCAUCAGGUCUGAAUCACAGUGAACAUUUGGUGGUCCAGAAGUUUGCAAGAAAAACUCAGAGCACUUUAUCUAAUCACAUUACUGAAGGAACAACCCAUGUCAUAAUGAAAACAGAUAAGGAGCUGGUGUGUGAACGGACACUGAAGUACUUCCUGGGCAUUGCAGGAAGAAAAUGGGUGGUUAGUUAUCAGUGGGUAAUUCAGUCUCUUCAAGAAGAAAGGCUCCUGGAUGAGGAGGACUUUGAAGUUAGAGGAGAUGUAAUCAAUGGGCGAAACCACCAAGGUCCUAAGAGGGCUAGACAGGGUCAGACUGAAAAGAUCUUUAAAGACUUUGAGAUCUGUUGCUAUGGACCUUUCACUGAUAUGACUACAGAACAUCUGGAGUCUAUGGUGGAGCUUUGUGGUGCCUCUGUGGUGAAGCAGCUUCAUCUGUUCACACACACCCCAAACUCUACUGCUGUUGUGGUUGUGCAACCAGAUGCUUGGAAGGAAAACACAGAUUAUGGAGCGAUACAGCAGCAGAACAACGUUGCCGUGGUGACCAGGGAGUGGGUCUUGGACAGCGUGGCUUGCUAUGAGUGCCAGAAGUUUGAUGCUUACCUUGUGUUCUAAGGGUUAACAGCAGCUCUUUGGCCACUGCUCAGUGAUCAGUGCUGAUAGUUUGAAAUUAUUUUAAGGACUGAGAGUUUUUGAGACAGGCAGAGACAAUGUGUGUCUGCUGUUCUUGUUCAGAGCAAACUGACAGAUUUUUAUUAAAAAUAAAAUUGCUUAUAUAACAUUACCAUCUACAGAUAGAAUUAGCCACUGUUCUUUAAAGAUUUAUAUUAAUAUAAAGCACUAUUUUGAAAUUACAAAUGUUAAACAAAUUUUAAAAGUUAGAAAAUGUAGAAUAUGGCCUCCUCAGAGAAAUGGUGAUGUGUUCUUUACCAUUGCAGCCAGUUCCUGUUUAUAUACUUGUGGCCAGUUUGGAGACAGUCAAAAGAGGGAUAUUGGGCUCAGGGCUUGAAUUAAAAUGUUCUUGCACUCUGGAGUAACCCCCAUGUUUUCAUUUGGUUUAAAUGCAAACCCUGAACACCAUUUGUGAUGCAUCGACCACUGACUGGUUGUGUUGAAAACAUCACAAACAGCUCUCUUGUUGUAUAUCAAAGUGCCAACUCACCCUACCCAGAAACAUUCACACAUACAGCCCUCAGAAAGCCAGUGACUGAGUCUCAACAGAAACCUCUCCUUAAAACCACGAGCCCAUACCAGUGUUGUCCAUCUGAUUUCUGGCAGGUGUCUGUGACACUGUGAAGAGUUAAUGAACAGAUGCACUUUAGUAUCCCAGUGACCCAUAAUAAGCCCAGUAAGAAUCUGCUUCUAAUAGUCCCUGUGUGCAAAAUGAGGCUGUAAAGAAAUUACUUUUUAUGUAAGAAAAUAUGUUGUGUGUUUCUGUUGCCAAGCAAUUCAACUUCAUACCUAAUUUUGUACUUUGAGAACAGAAAGAAAACCUGUUCUCAUGCAGUGGUUGUUUAAAAAAAAAAA
Molecule: messenger RNA, 6583 nt
Organism: Corapipo altera (White-ruffed manakin)
Lineage: Eukaryota; Metazoa; Chordata; Aves; Passeriformes; Pipridae
Gene: BRCA1
Product: BRCA1, DNA repair associated
Exons: 21
Coding region: 251-5671 (1806 amino acids)
Biological process (GO): chordate embryonic development; dosage compensation by inactivation of X chromosome; positive regulation of transcription by RNA polymerase II
Cellular component (GO): BRCA1-BARD1 complex; BRCA1-A complex; plasma membrane
Molecular function (GO): DNA binding; ubiquitin-protein transferase activity; zinc ion binding
Source: RefSeq, a predicted model, not a curated record